AGAGAAAGACGCCGACAAUCAACGUCGAGUUCUUGCCUCUGAUGAUGCCAUUGUGACUGCUGCGAAUGAGGAGGUGUCAACGUCGGAGGCAUCGACAAGUGCCCCAGCUUCAACAAGUGGUGCUGCAUCAUCGUCGUUGUCUCUUGUUUCGGCUCCACAGCUCCGUGAUGCAUUGAAAUCGGUUGGCCCGUUGAAAUUGGGCACACCUGCGCCGAAAUCAAAACGUGGCCGCAAGACAAUGGAGUCAACGAUUUUGACAUCGCCUGAGGUUGUCGCAGAUCUGCAUGACAAGGCCGAAAAAAAGCGGCAAAAAUUGAGGAAGGCAGCCGAUGAACAAGCAGCCAAGAAGCAAAAAGGCCGUGGCAAAUCGAAGACGCCACGGAAGAGAAGCCCGUCUCCGACCAAAACCGACAUCGAAGAGGACUUCGAUUUUUGCACGAUUUGCAAGAAAAAGAUGCCGAAGCACGAGAAUCGUCAAAACACGGCCCAUUGCAUCGUUUGUGAUCGAGGGGUUCACUUGAAAUGUGCCGGACCGAACCAGAACACUUACACCUGCAUCCACUGCGAGUCGGAAUAAUUUUUUUCACCAAUUCCUAUUUUUCUUAUU
Messenger RNA from Bactrocera neohumeralis, 607 nucleotides. RefSeq lists its product as uncharacterized. The coding region runs from base 239 to 577 and encodes 112 amino acids. The transcript is spliced from 2 exons. The record is from RefSeq and is a predicted model, not a curated record. Lineage: Eukaryota; Metazoa; Arthropoda; Insecta; Diptera; Tephritidae.